AUGUCAGAUCCUGUGUUUUGCGACGGGAUGAAACACCUAAUUGAGAGCUUCUUUGGCACCUACCCUGAGUACUACAGUUUUGGCGACAAAGGGGCUCCAGAUAGUCUUUGUCUGGAUAUCAAGGUCCCCAAGAUUCUGCCUAUGAGGGAGCUUUUAGUCAAGAUCAAGGCCAAGAGUAUUUCACAGUCUCAGAAAGGCUCUGGAAAUGCUGACAACAACAGCAGCAGUAGCAUAGUCACCAGGAGCAGGUGGCCUGACGGAGCCAAGACCAAGAAUGGCGAAAAAGUGGCCGAAUCCGAGUGUACAGCGACACCCGAGACUUUGCUCAAGUCCAAGCCCAAGGCCAAGCGUGUGCGCAAGAAUUCAUCUAGGGCGCACUUUACAGAACCGUCCAGGCAGCAUCAGCGGUCGGCACUCUCGGUGACCAUAGAUAGUGGAGCAGUAAAGGCAAGUCAUAGCGCUGCCACAGUCGGCCCAUCGUCCAGCUCGCCGACAAUCCAAAGGCCCCAUUACGCACAACAGGCCGCACACUCAACAGACGCUUCAACCUUCGAGGGCUUGCGCCACGCGUCUUUUGCCGAGGCCGACCCCAAGGGGUGCGUGCCGGUCCACCGGUCGGUGCUUCGUUUGUUUAGGAGAAAGCAGCAGGACCACCACCGCACAAGCUCAAGCGUGUCGCAUAUGGAGGCCUCUGGAUUGCGCGCCAGCGCCAGUGCAGGCACUGAGAUGAGCGACAGCACCAGCAGUACAAUGGACUUUGGCGGAUACAUGCGCUCAAAGAGGAUUAAUCGGGCAAUAACCACGCUCAGCGCCCAGCGUACACGCAGCGAAUUGGCCAUUGCUGGCCCGCCUCCGCUAGUAGCCGCGAGGUCAGAUCAGAACGUGUAUGCGCGGAACCCGCGUCCACAAUUGCCGCCGAGCUCCAUAUCAACCCCCGCAUUGGCGACGGCAUCCGGUAGCUCAACCAGACUGCAUGUCUCACAGACCAAUCCACGGUCGCAAAAGGCGUACAAGGGAACAAUAGUGCCGUUGAGAUCGACAUCGGCUUUAAAGGUUGUAAUUCCGGCUGUCGAUGGGUUGGUUGAAGAAAUCUCCGAAUCCAUGGCUGCUUGCGAUGUCGAUGACAUCACCGAUGCUGCGAACACGGGUUCUGGCGCAAGCACGGAUAUGGCCAAUGUUUCCCGGAUAGCAGAAUCCACGCCAAGCUCAAUAAAGCCAUUCAAACUGGCCGCACUCCCUGGAUCGAGGCUGUCCCAGAUGUCGCGGUCGCCGCGCAAGUCCAUAUCGUCGAUAAACAUCAAACAGGUGCUCUACAAUAAUCAGGAAUCCGACGUCGACCAGCACACUGUGUCCGACGACGAGGUGCUGGCAAACACCAACUCGGAGGUCGCUGUGCAUGUGCUGCCCGAUGACAGCAGCGAUUGGAACUCAGACUUUAGCUCCCCGACAUCAUGGCGCCGCUCAUCCGAUCGGCCCAUGUCUCGGCGGUCGCCCUACCGCCUUACCGCUGGCAGUCGGCUCAAGGACCGCGCUAUUGACCGCAGCGUGCUCGAUGCCCAGCAUAAGGUCUUGCAGCAGGAGAAGUACCUCUUGCAGAUCAGCAACCUCAGCACGCCCUGGCAAAGCUGCCUGCCCGAUCGCGGCAUUCGCAUUGGGACGUCAGCUUUUGUCAGUGCCAUUCGCGAGCCGUGUGGGUCGAUCGAGCCCUCUGUCGAAGAGGAGCGGCUGUGGGAGCUCUGGCGCCAGGCCGAGGCGCUGCUAACCAUCAUGGACAACGACAAUGUGCCCAUGAACAAUGUCGAAAGCAGGCUGACGCUGAGCAAGAAGCGUGCCAUCAUGCUGGCAUUCAGCGACUGGGAGCAAUACUCGCUCUACGUGCAGGACGCCUGGGACAAGGCCCGCAAGGGCAUCGAUCAGUCAGAUGACGAGCAUGAUAGGCGGCAUAGCUUCAGUAACGACAUGCCCAGCGAGGACCCCGGGGCUGCAGACAUGCAGGGUCAUGUGGCCGGCGGGUUCUCACCAACCAGCCCGCGGGCGAUGAUGAGGUUCUCACUGUCGAAGCAGCGCAGAUGCCGGCGGCAAUCAGUGGUUGGCGCCGCGCCAGCCAGCCUCCAGCGCAUUGCUGACGAGGCGACUUCCAUCAGGGAGGAGUGCGAGAAGCUGCUCGCACUGAUGUCUCCGUUGUACCGUGAUGGCCGGCUCAGCGCGAGGAGCACAAUGACGGCGACCAGCCCUGCCGCUGCCACCGUUGUUGCGGCAGAGUUGCAGCCGACAGCAAUGCCCACUCCGCCUUUGAUGAGUGGCAGCUUCAGCUUUAGGUCCAGUCUCAGCUUCGACAGCAACAAUCCCCGCCCCUCGAGCAUGUUGAUCGAUGAGGCCCACCUAACCACCUUUUAA
Kickxella alabastrina is the source of this 2397-nucleotide messenger RNA. RefSeq lists its product as uncharacterized. Bases 1 to 2397 code for a protein of 798 amino acids. The transcript has 9 exons. The record is from RefSeq and is a predicted model, not a curated record. NCBI's taxonomy places the organism in Eukaryota, Fungi, Kickxellomycota, Kickxellomycetes, Kickxellales, Kickxellaceae.